Molecule: messenger RNA, 11344 nt
Organism: Portunus trituberculatus (swimming crab)
Lineage: Eukaryota; Metazoa; Arthropoda; Malacostraca; Decapoda; Portunidae
Gene: unc79
Product: protein unc-79 homolog
Molecular function (GO): protein binding
Source: RefSeq, a predicted model, not a curated record
AGGGUGAAAAUACUCUACUUUGUGAAUAGAUGUCUCGCUAUACACUCAUACAAUUCUCAACACAAAUGUAUUUCAUGCAAGGUGUGUAUAUGGUCAUUCCAAUCUUAUUUUAAAUCUCUUGCGACAUUCCUGACGGCUGACACUCAUUUUGACACCGCUAUGUGUCAGGGAAUAGUGCCUCAGACCACUUCUAUCUUUAAGUUUUACCAUACAGCUGACACUCAAUCCUGUGACAGUUGCUGCCAGCCUCCUGAUAACUACCUGUCAGGCUGCCACCACACCUACGCUCUCCCUACUGAAGGCAGACGGUCACGCCAGACUUGUUGCUGCUGCAUGGCGCUCAUGGUGGUGCCUGGUCAUGCACACGCCAAGGCCCGUCUUCCGGGGAUGGGGAGCCCCGUGAGCUGGCCGUGGCCUGAGUGGUGGGUGGCAGGCUGGGCAGCGGCCUGCUGCCGCUCGAACUCUCAUUUCAUGUCUUGUCAUCACCAUUCUUCAGUACUUUUUUGGUAUGCCUUCCAAUUUAUCCCUUCAUCCCCUAGUUAUUCUCCUGAAGCUGAUGAAUUCUGAAAGCUCAACAUUUUCGCAUGUUCUACAUGCGAAAUAACUGUUCCCUCGUAAUACGCAGGCUCAGGCCAACUCGGCAGUAUUUUCACAGCUCAAGAGUUUCCCACGAGAGCGGCUGGCGGUGACUGGCUGCCAGGAUGUGCAUCUGGGCAUGAGCAGACCACUUCACCAUCACCCUCCUGCCCAGGGGUGAGGAGAAGGGUGAAUUUUUGCAAGAAUGAUGUAAUACCAGCCACCUUUCAGCUUUGGUCACUAUGGGGACCCGUGCAGCAGCCUUUACUGCCAAGAUUCGAAACUUGACAGAUUACCACUUACGGCUUCUCCAUGGAGUGGUACCACCCCCUUCCGGAGUUGACAUUGCCAAUACUCUCAAAUACUUUUCUCAAACACUUCUUGGGCUGCUGCGGGACAUUCAGGCUCGGCCGCUGGACAUGCUUCACCACCGUGCACAAGACAGUGAGAGGCUGGCACUUUUUCCAAACCUGGAUUACCUGGGUCUUCACCAGGCACUUGUGGCUCUUGUUGAUGUCAUGCCUCUUAUACAGUCCGGGACUCAGGGGUUUGGGCAGUCCCUGCUGAACACACUGGCUUGUCUGGUAGUGUUCCUGGAGAGGCAGGUCAUCGACACAUUGCCAUAUCUUAUUGCAUCAAUGAUGACUGCUGUGCCUGAGCCGCUACACCAGCAACUCAUCACUACUCUCUGCUACUACAUUCUGCCUGUGACUGUGGGUGCAGCAGUGGAGGAAGGAGAGGAGGAAAACUAUGCCACUGCCUCUGUUCCAGCUGUUCUUAUGAUGGUCUUCCAGUACACUGACAACUCAGCCUACCAUUGUGAGCUUCUGGAGAGCCUCAUGGCCCUCAAGCCAGAUAUUGUCAAGGACCUGUUGUGUGUCAUUGCGUUCGGCACCCCCUCCUCCCGCCCACCUGCUGCCAACCUUCUCUUUUACUACUGGCCAAGCCUCAACCCAACUCUGUAUGAUCGUAGAGGAAUUCACAUCAAGUUCAGUGACAUAUCAAGUGUGUUGAAGGCAAUGUUCAAUAAAUCGGCACAGGCCGCGAAAAGUGAUUCGAUAUCCCAGACUGCAAAUUCUGACAGUGGGGAAUCGAAGAGUCCAAAAGGUUGGAAGCCUUUGCUGUGCCAGAUUGAGGAGUGUGAUGGUGAUGGCACUAGUGAAGCUGUCAAGGUGUGCCUGGACCAUGCUGUAUGCCUCAGUGCCUGUCCAGACAACCCACCACCCCUCUACCUCUGCAUAGAUUGUGCUGAGGAUAUCAAGCGAGAGCACAACACUGUGGAGUUCUUUGACAUCCUCAUGCCAAUGGCACAGGUUUCUGCCACUUGUGAGAACAAGAAUUGCCGCUCUACUGAGAAGAAUGCAAUUGCUACCUGCUUUAGUAUGGAAUGUGCUAGCUACAACAUCAACCGGCCCAUCCGCUACUGCUCACAGUGUAAUAACAUCCGCCACAACAACCGGCGUGGAACAGACCACAUUGUGCACACAACUAUUGGCUCACCUUGGGCCAUGGAGCCACAGAUGCAGAAUUUCACCAUUGAGGCCAUUGUCAGCUUGCUGAAUGAAGCCCAGCCAUACGGAGACAAGACAAAGAGCAAAGACCAGGAGCGCCUCAAUAGAGCUGGACUUCUUGAUGACCUUGACAAAGGUGAUGGCCCCAGCCCUGAGGAGGCACGUCUGUUGAGUCGAUAUGGAGUGUGGUUGAUUGUCAGCUUGUGUGCCCCGACUUCUGACACACCGCCAGAGGUGUUGGGUCGUCUCCUUGCAGCUCUUUGCCACUGGUACAAUGCAACACAGUAUUUACCUGAUGACCAGCAACGCACCUCCCUUGAGCGACUCAAGUCAGAAUAUCUUCACAACUGGCUGCAAGAUGUGUGCAAGAGCCACUUUGAAGUGUUUGUUGGAUGCCUCAUGCCUCAUCCAGUGGAACAUGCAAGAGUUGGGGGUCACUGGGAUGCACUGGCUACUCGCACAGACCACAUCAAGGAAGGCUUCAACAGGCUGUUCUGCUUAGUGACACAUGAGCUGGUGUCACUUCAGGUAUGGGACCGUGUCAUGCCGCACUGGAUGGAGGCCAUUCACAACGAGAUACCGGAAGAAGAGCGGGAUGAACUCAAAAUCACUCUCAACAAACUCUUGGACUCGGACAUGAGCCCCUUGGGGUUCGAUGCAGCCCAGAUGUAUCAGUUCAUCACCCUGCGCUUCAGCAAGACCUCUGCCAGUGUACAGGAACAGACACUUUCAUGGCUGCAGAUCUUGUCAUCUCUGAACAUUGUGGUGUCAAUGGACCUCCUGCUGGGCAUGUUCAGUGAAGGCGUGUUGUCCCUGUGCAAUACAUCACUCCCGUCCAGGAAGACCAGCUCAUCCACCCGUCCAGAUUCUUCUGUUCUGGAGCCAGUGGUGGAGGAUGACCUUGGUAGCAGCUCUGGGCUCUCUGAGGAGGACCACCCACCCUCAGACCACCCUGAAGACCACUACUCCAACCCUCAGCUCAUCCUCACCUGCUUUGUUCUGAUGUUGGAUGUUCUCUUCAAGCAGAUGGAGGUGCAGGAACUGGAGCGCCAUCAGGGUACAGAAGCGCCCCAGAGCCAGUCCAUCAUGGUCCUUAUCCGAGACAUGCUGGCUGCCCCGUGCCUGGCCCCACACACUUGUGACGGACACCUAGACUGCACCACCUGUGAACUCACCACCACCUUUUUCCAACUGGCCAUGGAUGUGGUGGCCUUCUUGUGCCCUCGGAUGGCUAUUCAGAAUAACAGGGUUGCAGACAUAAUUCCACCAGAAAUGGAGUCCUCCCAGACCACCAAGAGUCCUGAACUCUCCACUACACAGGACCCCCAGAGUGGCAGCUGCACCCAGUCCCCACGGCCCAGCAGCCUCCUCACACCAAGGGAUGUGGGACUUAUUUCUAUGAUGGCCAACAUGCCCCAGAUUGUGACAGCAACAGUGGAGACAGUAGGCGAACUUGACUUGGCCAACAUUCCCCAAGAAAAUGUGGUGAAAGCUGUGGCCCGAGCUGUCACUCUCACCGAGGAGGAUGUGGCACAUGCCACAGCAAAUGUUGCACAGCCAAGUGUGGUGGGAGAGGAUGACCAGCCUAUUGACCUUACAGCACAGCCUGAUCAGGAUGCUGCUUCAGAUUUUUGGGAAACCUCUCAGGGACGGUUCAAGUUCAGGCUGGAGGAGCUGCCGUCACACCUCCAAGUGAUCCAUACUCUCCUCAAUCGUUUAGAAGAAUAUGAGGAUGGAGAUGUGCUGUACCACAUCUGUGAGUGCCUGAAGUACCUGGUGCUGCACGGGGAAGCGCUGGCUCAUGCUGCAAGUGAUCACCGAGGCUUCCUCAUCUGGUGUCAGGAGAAUAAAUCCAUCAGGAUCAUGUGGUCACUGCUGGAGGCUGAAUGGUCCCAGGUGGCAGAGGUGUGUGUGGCACUGCUGCUCCACUUCAUUACCCUUCCCUGUGGUGCUGACAUAUUCUGGAAGCUCUGUGAGAACCAGUUCAACCACCAAGACUGGAAAGUUCGCUUUCAGGCUGUGGAGAAAGUGGUGGUCAUGGGACGAUUCCUGGGGAUGUCCUCAGUGCACCAGUGCCCAGGACUUCAGGCAGCCAUUGCACAUGCCUUCUGCUUCCUCAUCUCCUCUCUGGAUGACAUCAGUGUGGCAGUGGCCCAGCGUGCCUACCUAUACCUCACCACAUUGCCAGACAGUGGCUUGCGUGCCCUGUGCUGGUGUCUAGAACAGCAGUUUGACAGCGUGAUCAUGGACCGCCCAAUGAUUCUGCAAGCCCUUCAUCAACUCAGUUCCCGCCUUCCUGAUCAGCGUAUUCUAUCGUGGGAGUUUUUCUUCAAUCGUUUUGAUGCUCUCUAUCUUGAGGCUCAGAUUGCUCUUGAGAAAUAUGGAGAUAUUGCUUUCCCCCGAGAUCUGAGAAAUUCAGACAUGACAAGUGAUGUGUUUGAGCGGAAGCUGAGCCGUGCCAAAGAUGCCCUGACGCUGGUGCAGAGUGCCAGUGUGCGAACCCUCUCAGGAUCCCUCGGCACCAAAUGGCCCUAUAAAAGAACCAUGUCAGCCCCAGCCAACAUGCUCAAUAGAGCUGUAGAGAAGCAGGUCCAGGAUAAAGAGAAGGAAAAAACAUACCUCCGCCAGGCGUCUGCUCCGUUGCUUAAGCGCAAGAGCUCAAAAUUUGGGCUCGGUCAGUGCAUAGGCUCAUACCUGUCUGAUCAUUUAGCCACAGGGGACGGGGGGGUGCGAUGUGGUGAUGAUGGCUCAGUGGUGCACCAGCUGCAACGAGCCAUGGAAUUGGAGGAGACAGACAAGGACACACUUCAUCUUCUUGUCUUCCUCUUCAUGCAGUUCCUCUCACAACCACAUGCUGGUGGAGUUGAGGACAAGAGCAGUCUGAAGAUGAUGACCCUGGUGCUGCGCCACAUCAGUGUGUUGAUGGGCUUCAGUCCCCAGGAACAGUGCUUCUCCAUCUCCCCAUCAAGACUCAGAUGUUCCCCAGUCUUCAAUGCAUUCCUCUCCAACUUACCACAUGUACUGGACCACAACUUUGGCAUGGGCAAAUUGUUGCUGCCCACCUGCCUACCAGUGCUGCAGUUCUGUGCUGCUCCUCACCGGGUGUUGGACCUUCGCUACCCAACCUUCAGUCUUUGGUGUCUUCAGCCACACCCGCGUCGAUACUGGCUCAAGUCUGUGCUGACGUUUCUCUAUAAAUAUGAAUAUGGACAACAGCAGCUGUCAUCCCAGGCCCUCUCACUGGUGCGUGUUGUUCUCAACACUCUUGAUAGUCACUUCCAUCGUUGCCGUAAGGUGGACGACCCAGCGCUGUGUGGAGCCAGCUCAGCAUACUCUCGAGAGUUAAGCCAGGGGUCCAUAGGUGGCAAUGAAGGAGACCAUGGAGCUGGUGGUGAGUCUCCACCCCCAUCACCUGGCCUGCAUCCUGCCCCUACUCGCUUCCAUCCAACCUCUGGUGCACCACAUCAGCUUUACUCCAACCAUCGGUCUGCCUUUGUUCCUGUGGACCCCAGGGUUUUCCAUGGACAUCUCAAGCUUGGUGGUGAAGAGUCUAGGAAACCAAGAAAGGCCAAUGAACAAAGCCAAGGUCCAGAUGGAGAAGAAGGAGAGGGGGAACUGGAGGCUAUUCCUGAGAGUCCCAAGACAGAUACACCCAGCAUGCAGGAAUCAUUUGGAGAGACAGAGGUGUGUGAGGGUCUGGUUAGGGACCCCCACCACUCUCAUGCCACUGCUGCCACUGCCUCUGUGGUGGUGCCUCCAGCCCUCAGUGCCAGAGCUGUUACUUCUGUCAUGGCCUCCCAGAUCCAGGCAUUUGAUGAGUCUUUCACCGUCAAAUCCUUACAUACUCAUUUGUGGUUAUUGUGUAUGUAUUCCAUAAGCUGUAUUGGCUUUGAGUCUGUGAUUCACAACGUUGAGCUUGCUCCAUUGCAGCCAGAGACAGGAACAGCAGCAACAGCCGGGAGUAACCAGCACCACCGUCACCACCACCACUAUUCUGAGGCUGACCACACAUAUCCCAUCCAUGUAUAUUGUCUAAAUGCUCUUUACACACUUUUAACACAUGUCCUACAGAGGCCAUCUCGAGUAGAGACAAAGAAGACUCAUCAGACCACCACCAGCAGCAGUAGCAGCAGCAGCAGCUACCUCUCUCCAAAGGCCAUUCCUCCCCACAUGUGGGCUCCUUCAUCAGUUAAGGGUUUCCAUCCCAUUGACCCACAAAGCUACACUAAGUACAACCCUGAUGCUGCGUCCUCCUCUCAUGAGCGGCUGUUGCCAGUUGGGCUGGGCUCAGAAAAAUGCACCACAUCAGAAGUUGGGUGUGGAGUGCAGGAAGCAACAGUAGGGGAGGGAGAGCCACAGAUGGGCCGUGUGGUGGUGCAGGAAGCCCCCAGACUGGAGGAGGCUGUGGUGUCCAAGGUGACAGUGGAGGAGGCAGUGGGAGUUCAGCAGGCAAAGCAAAUAGUCAGUGUGGAUCCCCGCCAUGCCAGAGUCACAGGAGAGGAUGUGGCCACAUUCCGCCACCACUGCUCCCCACAGUCUCCACUUUCCCUCAUGGACUUGAUGACAUUAGGAUCACCAGUUGAAGUGGAUGAACAUGGAGCAGUGGUGGACUCUCCAGGAACCAAGGCCAUUUCUCCACCCAAUGCACUGGAGCUUCCCACACCUGAGAGGCUCCUGCCUGUGGGUGGAGAAAAGUCUACACCCAGCAGAAAGCUGGAUGACGGGCAGCCAGGGUCCAUUCUUGAAAGAGUUUGGCAGGCAUUUGGUGAUUGGGCUAAUGGCAGCAAUAAGUCACAAGGUCAAAGUGAGUUUGUCUCGGCUCCCUACGCUGUCGGCUGCCUCGACGCGCUGGUUGCUCUUGGCCACGGUGUACCCCGCUACCCUGAUGCUCAGGGCUGCCGGGAUGGUGGUGUUCCUCGUGACCCUGAUGCUGAAGUGCUGCACCGCCAUGAGCGGUGUGCUGCUCGACAGGAAUGGGAGCAAGAGUUGUCCUCGCUGUGUGGUCGUGAGAAUCAGCUUCUUCACGGACUUGACCGCUGCCUCGGCGUGGCCAUUAGAGCGUGGAUAAUGAGGCGAAGAUACACGAUGCUUCACCCCCAUCGAGCCAGGAAGCGUCGUACCGAUGAAGAAGUGAACUGCGGUCCCCGUCAGUUCUCAGGAGGACAGGCACGCCCGUGUCGGCGAACACACUCCGAAGGACACGAACGAGCUGAUCCGCCGAUGCUGGUCGUGAACAUGCAGACACGUGAGGCCACCCAGACAAGCGAUCUACAUACACAAGGCCAGUACACUGUCUGUCGGGCCCGUCGCUUGGUGCGCUCCAUCCCUGAUGACUGUCAUGAAGCCGCUCCAGGUUUCCCGGCGGAGGCUGUGCGGAAUAAGAAGCCUCGGCCCGUAGACCACCAGGUCGUCAUCAACAGCCAGCAGACUGCGCAUCGGCCAGUACGCACGCAAGCGGUGAUCGAGAUCAUGGCAAUGAUCAGGGAAGCCCUCGAUGAUAACGUUCUUGAGCAAGCUGUACUCCCCGUCUCUCGACGCAGCGGCACGUACCAUUUCCACACCCAGACGAUUGCAGCCAUUUCCAGCUCUAUAACUGCGUACCGUUCUCUGUGUCUGUUACAAAUCUCGAUCCGCAUUGCACCAUUUUCCACUGGUCUCCGUGCUUCUGUAGGAGAACGAAUCCAAAUCCGUGCAUCCUUGAGGCGUCGGUCUGAAGCAUCGUUGGCAAUGAUGGGUCGAAAUAGGCCAAGACAGGUCAACACACAGCCUUACACCAGACGUCUUCUUUGGGACAGGCACGAUGGGGUGGCACCAAGCCGUCGGGUAGUCCACACUCUCGAUGAUCCCCUUGUUAAGCAGCUCGUCCAACUGGCUCUUAAUUUCCUCACGCCAAUUGUUCAAGGUGCUGUCACGGCGAAGGGUCGAGCGUCGUCGGUCAACUCGAUGGCCAUGGAUCCUCCAGCCAUCGCACGUAAAUUUUCAUUUGCUCUGAAGAUGUUAGGGAAGGCUUUGAUCACAGCUGCAGCGUGCUCCGCGCGCUGCUGUGUCGGAUCGAAAAUCUUUAGGGAGGAUUCCGAGAGCGAUAGAAUCGUACCAGCUAAGCAACGCCCCCUUCACCUCCUUCACCACACUCACAACAGUUUCUGCUUCCCUGUCGCCCAGUUUCAAGUGCGACGAGAAAGUUCCUACGCAGGUGAGAGGGUGAUUACCGGCAGCAUAAAGUCCAUCACCAUCAGCGGGCAUCAAGCUGGAGGGCUGGAUUCCAAGGAGUGUUGCCGUGUCGAGGCCAAUAACAGUCAUCUCGGCCCCAGAGUCAGGAGUCCACGUAAUCUUGUCUCUUCCAGCAGGAUUUACGGCACACCUUAUCUAUUGCCUGGCAUCCCCUCUUAUUGUUGCGACAAUCUUUACCACAAUGAUAACAACCUGUGGGUUUCGAGCCGCCGAAGCCAUUCUUUGGUGUCUUGGUCUUCUUGUAAUUCGAGACCGCAUUCACACCAUGACUCGAAGCGUGAGAGCUACCCCUUAGUACUGCGCUACACUGGUAUUCACACAUGGCAUCGAGAAUGGUUUUCAACUCCGCGUCUCUUGGUAAACUUAUGCCGUAGCGAAGAGUUCAAGUCCACUCGUCAUCUAGGACAGCAGCUAGUGCAGCCCUCUGCUCAGCCAGGGAGAGACAGUCUAUCCUGGCGAGUGUCACGUAUCCCUCAAACUUGUGACGCCACGUGUCGAACUCAUGUAACGACGCUGACGCUGUCAACCGGGCUAAGCAUUCCUCUCGCUGACUCUGCUCCUGAGCCUUCUGAAUUUCCUCCGACUGCCACACUAGCAGAGCAGUCAGCGCCUCCAGUUGCUUCUCCAUUCUGCACCGUUUGCUGUACCCAUUGCAGGCUUGCCUUGAUCCUACUCACUGCGCCAUCUUCUAUCCUUGACUGGCAGUGGGCACAGGAAACACAGGCAACAGUGCAGGUGUUUAUUCACAGUGUGUGUGAACAGAAGGCUGGAGUCUCUCUCUCUCUCAUUCAUGUAAUUUCUUGUCUACCUUCACUCUUCAUCCUUUCCAGGAGUGAAAGGAAUGACAUCCCCUCCUUACAUGGGGCCAGACUUUCUAUUGGGACCACUCCAGGGCCUCCUCCACCACCCUCUAUCAAACAGUCAGCCCUUAGAGUGGGAGAUGACUGCAUGGUGUACAGAUGCAUGGAAUGUGGAGAAGUACUGGAAGAAUUCUCAAAUGAUGAUCUUGGCCUCUGUAUCAUCAUCCUGUCAACUUUUGUGUACCGGCAGCCAGGCCUUGCUGCACCACUCCUCCCCAGAAUGCUCAAGACUGUUGCCAGAGUUGCUGGGAGUGAGAUGUUCUCCUGGCAAUACGAGAGUCCCGUCCACCUGCCAGGCUCAGCCACCAGUAUUGGUAGACAAUUCCUGCGUUGUGUUCUGCACCAACUGGCACCUAACCAAAUCUUCAAUCAGAUCUUCAAUACCAACAUUGAGGUGUCACAGCGUGUGCAGCUCUUCAAGACUCUGGCACAGGCACUUAAUGACUUCAAUGAACUCAACCCAUCUGCCCCCAUUCAGCUCCUGCUUGAGAAUCUGAACAGCUGUAAGGAAUUGCCAAUGGACAACCUGACACACCUGCUGUCCAAUGUGGCGUGUUACAUGGAAUGUGUAGGAAUAGAAAGUGGGGGAGGUACCAUUGGAAGUAUUCUGUCUCCCAGCUUGGUGCCAUUGUUUGAUGCAUUUCUUCGCAAGGUUGUGCUGUGUGUGGCAGCACUAGGAGACCUUGACUCUGUGUUGAGAGUGCUUGUGGCUGUACUGCGCAUUCCUGGGGUAGUAGCACACAAGAGCAUCCUUGAUCCAGUGUCCAAGCUGCUGAGUUAUGCCAUACAGAAUUCAGCAAUCAAUUAUGACCACCUCAGCAACCUUUGUCACCUGUGUAAUCGCAUCUUCUCUCGGGAACGGGACAAGUUGCUGCUGCCACGACUGGUGGUGUAUGAGUUGGUGCAGGCACUCAAGUUCAAGACAUCCAUCCCAGACACCAAUUUGAUUCUUCUAGUGCAGCUUGUGCUUCAAGACAGUGGAGGGACCUUGGGGAGUAAUACAGUGGUGGGAGAUCUUCCAAGGGAGCUGCAAGACCCACACCACCUUCCCAACACCUGUGCUGCGGAGUGUAUGCUCUCCCACCUUCAUGACGCUCUGGAGUUCAUAGCAGAUGUGCACACCCUCACUAAAGUCAAGUCCAAUUGCCACAGUGGUAGCGUGGGCCUUAAUGAGGAUACCAUGGGGGGACUAGUGAAGGCUGGCAUAUCCCAGUACUUGGCACUGGAAAUAACUCGUGGUAACAGCCGGGACAACCGUGCCAUCUCCAAGUACCUGCCGUGGCUCAAUAAUCCACCGACUGCUGUCCAGCAAGGACCACGGGAGUUCAUAGACUGUGUAGCUCACAUCCGGCUCCUCUCGUGGCUCUUACUGGGGGCAUUGACCCACUCCUGCCUGGCGGGUGCCUCCCCUGCCAUGGUGUGCCAGCCCAUCCCUCCUGAAGCUUCAUGCCAUAUUGCUGACCACAUCCAGGUCAUCCUGGCAGGAUUUGCUGAGCAGUCCAAGGCAUCAGUUCUUCACAUGUCCUCCCUCUUCCAUGCAUUCAUCUUAUGCCAGCUGUGGACAGUGUAUCUGGAGCAAGGUGCGGGGAGCCCUGGGUCGGACACCUACAGCAGUUCUUGUGCUAUUCUCACGGACUUCUGGGCAAAAGUGACUCCAGGCAUCUUACAGCUGGUGUCUCAUUCCAAAGUGGAAUCUGAAACAGCUCAGCUUGGAGAGAUGGUGAAUCUUCACUUCCUGAGUCUGAUGGAGGCUCUUCAUGAGUGCCACUCCACAGUGCUCACCAAGCUGCUGCCACUCUGGGCCCCCGUCCUCUACACCCACCACAUCAAGCUUCCUGGCCAGCUCGCGGUGAGGCUGCAGGCAUGUCAGGAUGCUGCACCACCGGUAGAAACAGAGGCACCUAGCGACGCCGUAGCCCCAGCUCCCGGCUUGCUUCGCUGGCUGCAUCGCCUUCAGUUCAAGAUGGGACAGAUAGAGUUGCAGUCAUCUGCAGCCACACAAUUCUAUUCAGUUUAAAGGCCUGUAGUGUGUGUGUGUGUGUGUGUGUGUGUGUGUGUGUUACUGAAGUCAACAUAUUAUUUUUUUUUUAUUGAUUAGUGUUUCAAUAAUCAUGAGGAUGCAGUGUGUAUUUUUGCCAAGUUUUGCCCAGAAAAACAUCUCAUUGU